CAACAACAACAAUAACAAUAACAGCGCUAGAAAGCGCUGUUAUCAUCUAUCUACCAGAUACUAUUGCUUGCGCUUGCACCUACACCUGCACCUGCACCUUCACCUUCUUCUGCUGGUUCCGUCAUUUUCAGUUUUCACAGUUUGAUUAACGCAGUCGCAGAUCUCGUGAUCGGCGAUUGAAAUGGACGGUUACGAUGGAACGGUGAGGCUUGGAGCCAUUAACUUGAAGCAUGAUCGCAGUGAUUUUGACUCUGGACCCGAUGUAUCUGUUUCAUCUCCGGUUACGAGACAGAAGGCCGCUGCGGCUAAGCAAUUCAUCGAGAAUCAUUACAAGAAUUAUCUCCAAGGAUUGCAGGAUCGCAAAGACAGACGCAGAGCGCUUCAAAGGAAAGUGCAAGAAUCUCAAAUAUCAGCUGAAGAGCAGGAGGAAAUGAUGAGGAAUUUGGAGCGCCGAGAAACUGCGUACAUGAGGCUUCAGAGACGUAAAAUUGGAAUUGAUGACUUUGAGCAAUUAACAGUAAUUGGUAAAGGUGCUUUUGGUGAGGUGAGGUUAUGUCGUGCUAAAAGUACAGGAGAGAUUUUUGCCAUGAAGAAAUUGAAGAAGUUAGAGAUGCUUAACCGCGGACAGGUUGAACAUGUUCGAUCUGAGAGGAACUUGCUGGCAGAGGUUGAUAGUAGAUGCAUAGUAAAACUCCAUUAUUCAUUCCAAGAUUCGGAUUUCCUAUAUCUCAUCAUGGAAUAUUUACCUGGUGGUGACAUUAUGACAUUGUUAAUGAGAGAAGAUACUCUUUCUGAAGAUGUUGCUCGCUUCUACAUUGCUGAAAGCAUUCUUGCUAUCCAUUCAAUACAUCAAUACAACUAUGUGCAUAGGGACAUAAAACCAGAUAACCUGAUACUGGAUAAAAAUGGCCAUUUGAAGCUUUCAGACUUCGGCUUAUGCAAGCCUCUUGAUGAUAAGUAUUCAACAAUUUUAUUGGAAAAUGAAGAUUUUACCAGUGAAGAAUCAUCCAGUGAAACUGAUGGAUAUUGUCCCUCCCCUUGGUUGAUGCCAAAGGAGCAAUUACAACAGUGGAAACGUAAUCGCCGUGCAUUGGCAUAUUCAACUGUUGGAACCCUUGAUUAUAUGGCUCCUGAAGUUUUGCUCAAGAAGGGCUAUGGAAUAGAAUGUGAUUGGUGGUCUCUUGGGGCGAUCAUGUAUGAGAUGCUUAUUGGAUAUCCUCCAUUUUUUUCUGAUGAGCCGAGGACUGCCUGCCGCAAGAUUGUUAGCUGGAAAACAUGCCUGAAAUUCCCUGAAGAACCCAAGAUAUCAGCUGAAGCUAAGGAUCUGAUCUGUCGCUUACUAUGUGAUGUUGACACAAGACUAGGAACUAGAGGAGUAGAAGAAAUAAAGGCUCAUCCAUGGUUCAAGUGUAUUCAGUGGGACAUGCUUUAUGAAUUGGAAGCUGCAUAUAAACCUAUGGUCACUGGAGACUUGGACACGCAAAACUUUGAGAAGUUUCCUGAUGUAGACGGCCCACCAUCCAUAACGGCAACUGUGGGACCUUGGCGGAAGAUGUUGACAUCCAAAGACACCAAUUUCAUAGGAUAUACUUAUAAGAAGUCAGACAUCCUUAAAUCGCUUGAAAAUUCAGGGGAUGCUGAUGUCAGAGUAAAUGGAUCAUCAAAUACCCCUUCCUUGAUUUCCUUGUUAGGUCGGAUUGAUUUGCAAGAUACUUCCAUUUCAGAAAGUGAGCAGAAGCCAGAAACUUGAAUCAAAACUUCCUUCUUGUGCUUUUACUGGAUCCUGUAUUGUAUUAGUUUUACGCUUGGCAUUUGAAGAUUGAAGAUGACUAGUGUUAUCAAGCAUAUUCAUAAUUCAAUACAGGCAACCCUUGAUUAAGGUCAUGGAUCAUGGUGGACUUAAUACUACGAGGCUCAGUUCUACUGCUUUCUGCGCUCUCAAUCGAUGAUUCUAUCCUUGACAGGAAGUCAAACCUGUGCUGUUCAUAUACAGUUCCAUUUCCGUCUCAUAAAAAUCCAGUUAUUUAUGCAGUGUUUAGCAACGAAAUUUUUUUGGCUGUCAUAUAUAGAUAUAUACAUUGUAUUCAGAUAUUU
Molecule: messenger RNA, 2094 nt
Organism: Gastrolobium bilobum
Lineage: Eukaryota; Viridiplantae; Streptophyta; Magnoliopsida; Fabales; Fabaceae
Exons: 13
Coding region: 182-1750 (522 amino acids)
Biological process (GO): intracellular signal transduction; peptidyl-serine phosphorylation
Molecular function (GO): protein serine/threonine kinase activity; ATP binding
Source: RefSeq, a predicted model, not a curated record